AUGAAGUUGAAGUUUAAAGCUAUCUCAAAUCAGUCAUCAGGUUAUGCCACUCCGAUUUCAAUGCCUAGUCCUCAUUCGGAUAUGCCAACCAGUGCAAGAUCCUCUGUCUUUCCGAAUAUCUCCCUCCAGAGUGACCAGUCGCAAUCGCCUGCGACUCCCCGAAGUUCACGGUCUAUCUCGGCUUCUAAUCGCUCUAAAUCACCCGAACAAUCACGCGUUUCUGAUUCCUCUGAAUCCCCUGAACAUUCAGCAGCCGAUAUCAAGGUUCGAAGAUGGACCUCUGCCGAAUAUCGGACUUUGAUGGCAGCUUGUUCACAGGGAAUGGAAAUGCCUACUAUUCAAGAAACCCACUUUCCACACUUGACAAUUUCAUCUUGUUGGACACAUUUUGAGGAUCCGAAGUUUCGCGAACUUUUCUCGGAUGAACAAUGGGAAGAUAUGAGGUCUCGUAUAGAUUCGCUACCAUGGGCCUGGGCGGACGAUCAGAUCUUGAUGAUAAUGUUUAGCAAAAAUAAUAUGGGUUUGUAUUGUAUUCGAGAUGUCUACUUUCCACAACGAUCCAUUGAUGCCGUGCGGAAUCGUUUUAUACAUCUUGACUCGAUGGACAAUGUGAAUCCCGGUACAGGUACCACCGGUAGAGUGUUACUCCCGUGGAGCUGCGCUGAUGAUCAGAUCUUGAUGGCAAUGCGCUAUAAACAUGGAAUGGAAUGGGCUACUAUUCGACACAACUACUUUCCCCACCGAUCAAUCGAUGCCCUUCGGACUUGUUUGGUACAUCUAGACUUGGACUCGAUGGGAAAUGCUGCGAAAUAG
Messenger RNA from Sclerotinia borealis F-4128, 813 nucleotides. The record is from the annotation of a GenBank genome assembly. Lineage: Eukaryota; Fungi; Ascomycota; Leotiomycetes; Helotiales; Sclerotiniaceae.